This is a messenger RNA of Lactuca saligna, 679 nucleotides long. The record is from the annotation of a GenBank genome assembly. Lineage: Eukaryota; Viridiplantae; Streptophyta; Magnoliopsida; Asterales; Asteraceae.
GGUGUAGCAAAAGAUUGAUGAUAGAUAUACAAGCCAUCUUAAAGUUAGGGGUUAUAUUUACAAAUAUUUCAUAUCCAAAAUCUGUUAUCCGACUUGCCUUCUCAAUCUUCACCCUCUAAUGGCGGCUUCAUGUGUUUCAUCGUCAGCUUCAGCUUUCACACUCCAAUCAGAUUUUUUAAGAAAUCGAUCUCCAAAACCAAUUUCCCUAUCAUGGAGUUCUUCGUUUCCGCAGUUUAAUCUAUCCCUCAGUUCAGUAUCAUCAAAUCGCAACCUCAAGAACAAGGGAUUUGUUGUCGAAGCGGCUUGGACACGAAGAUCAAGAAGCGAACUUGACAAAAAACCAAACAAAAAAUCAUGGAAACAAAGAACGGAUAUGUACAUGAGACCAUUUCAACUAAACGUUUUCUUUUCAAAAAGAUUUGUUCAUGCAAAAGUAAUGCAUAGAGGAACAAGCAAAGUGAUAUCCGUUGCUACUACAAAUUCAAAAGAUUUAAGGAACACAUUGCCUUCGCUUAUAGACAACGAAGCUUGUAGGGUCAUAGGUAGGUUAAUAGCCGAUCGAUCAAAAGAAGCCGAUGUUUUUGCCAUUACUUUUGAAGCCAAAAAGAAUGAAAGAAUCGAAGGGAGACUUGCCAUUGUUCUUGAUACCAUCAAGGAGAAUGGUAUUAUCUUCGUUUGA